Messenger RNA from Urocitellus parryii (Arctic ground squirrel), 825 nucleotides. It is a transcript of the gene Zglp1, whose product is annotated as zinc finger GATA like protein 1. Gene Ontology annotation, cellular component: nucleus. The record is from RefSeq and is a predicted model, not a curated record. Gene Ontology annotation, biological process: spermatogenesis; oocyte development; regulation of transcription by RNA polymerase II. NCBI's taxonomy places the organism in Eukaryota, Metazoa, Chordata, Mammalia, Rodentia, Sciuridae. Gene Ontology annotation, molecular function: zinc ion binding; sequence-specific DNA binding.
AUGCUGCUGGGAGAGCUCCUGGCGUCUCGCUGUCUGGACGUGGAGCCGCCAAGACCCUCCGCCCAGCAGAAGCCGAGGCCUCCCGGAUGCUUCAGGCUCAGUGGCAGGUCCCUCUGGCCUGGAUGCCAGGACUCCAUCACUGCCCUGGGCUUCCUUCAAGAGACAGAAGAGGGGCUGGCCCUGCCCCCAACUCAGGACCCCCUGGCCCUGGGACCCUGCUGGGGACCAAUGACCCUGGGGACUUUGGACCCCUUAACUAUGGCCAGGAAUUCCAAGAACAUGCAGACCCCAGUCAGCCAGAAGCGCUGCAGCAUGGUGCCCCCUGAGGGUCCUCCAGCCCCAUCCCAGAGAAGACCACGCAAACAGCCGCACCCCUGCCGGGGCACUGAGAAAGGGGACCCCACGUUCCAAGGAGUGACUCUGACUUUUGAGUUAAAGCCGGACUGCAGCCUGCAGAUCUUGCCCACCUACAGCAGCCACUCUCAGGGACCACCCGCAAGCCCUGCCAGCCCUGAGCCCAGCCCUGGAGGCAGCGAGGCCCAGGCUCCACGAUGCUGUGCCUCCUGUAGGACCCAGAGGACCCCUCUCUGGAGAGAUGCUGAAGAUGGGACCCCUCUCUGCAAUGCCUGUGGUAUCAGGUACAAGAAAUAUGGUACCCGUUGUUCCAGUUGCUGGCUGGUGCCCAGGAAAAGUGUCCAGCCCAAGAAGCUGUGUGGCAGAUGUGGGUUGUCCAUGGACCCCCACCAAGACCCAACUCAGGAAAUGUAAGCCCUUCUUCACUCAAGUGACCUGGUUCUGCCUCAGUUUUCCUAGGGGAAGAAUGGG